Messenger RNA from Cylindrotheca closterium, 636 nucleotides. Lineage: Eukaryota; Bacillariophyta; Bacillariophyceae; Bacillariales; Bacillariaceae. The record is from the annotation of a GenBank genome assembly.
AUGAGUUCACCAUCGGCUGAAUACCACAAAGAACUUCGGAUAGAAACCAAUGACGAUGAUCAUCGUGACUCUGAGCUAACAGAUAGCGAUCGCCGUGAUCGAAGUAUGUUGAAAAAGGCACCUGUGUCAACCAAUAAAUCAUCAAACCCGCCCAUAUCACCCUUGCAAUCUUUCAUGGGUAACUUGAUGAGCACCAAGAGAGUAACACGCAUAGUCGAAGACAAUGCUCGAAUUUCUUCGGUGAAGCAAAACUUUACCGUGAGCACUAACGAGGCGAGAAGAGGCAGCGAACGAUGGGCAUCUGCGUCUACGUUUUCGUCAGACACAACGACUCGCAUUCCAAUGUCGGCAAUAGGUUCGCCAUUGCCAUCAUCGUCCGCCUCAAGAUUUACAGUGCCAAUGCCAAAUGCAGAAUCACAAUUCUUUUCUCCUCCUACACGGCCAGCAUCCACAGUGGAUGCUUCAGCUUUUUCUUCAUCGCUGAAAGUGUCACCCCGCCAAGAAGAGGAUACUUCUCCUUCCAAUAGGACAUCCGAACGACGAGGUGGAAGAACAAGAUCACCAAAUCACUCUUCCGCUCCCAGGAAACCAAAACGUAGAAACUCUUCGGAUCUGUCACUAUCGCCAAUCAGAUGA